AUGUGGAAAAAAUUUUUUUUUCCUUUUUUUACAAUUGUAUCUUUGUUCUUAUUUUUUGAUGAACAUAAUGCACUAUUAAAUGAAGAAAAAAAUGAAAAAGCAAUUUUGUUAGCUUUAUUAAAAAAGACAUUCGUGGAUAAAAAAGAGUUAAAAACUCACGAUGAUUUAAAGAGUGAAAUUCAAAAUAUAAAAAAUUUGCAAUUAUAUCCAAAUGAUUAUGAUAAAUUUGAAAAGUUUUUACAAUCCUUUUUCAAGUUCUAUGAUAUUCCUGCUAAAAUUUACGAAGAAGAAAAAAGAAUACUACAUUUAUCUGGAAUAUUUAAUGAAUUUUAUGUUGAUACAGAUUUAUUAAAUGAAGAAAAUAUAAAUAACCAUUUUAAUGCUAUUAAAGAAAAAGCUCAUAAUUUAAUUAAUUUUAUAUUCAGCAGUCAUAUAAUAUUUCCUCAAUAUGAUAAAGCUAUAGAUGAAAAACCACAUGAAAAUGAAAAAAAAAUUCUUCAUCAGAACGAGAGUUUAGAAUAUAUAGGACAAUUACUUAAAUAUUUGUUUGAUUUAAAAAAUAAUAAUUUAAAUAAUUCUAAUGGUGAUUUUAUUAUAAAUUUAAUUACAAAUUAUGGUAAUUUUAUGAAUCCAUAUCCUGCUAAAGUAUUACCUAAACGUAAAGAUUUUAAUGAAUAUAAUAGAUUACAUAUAGAAGAAAAGGAAAAAAAAGUUAAUGAAACAUAUGAUGAAGUUGAUCUUAAUGAAUAUGAAGAAGAAGAAGAGAAUAAAGAAGUAGACGAAAAAGAAGAAGCAUAUUUCUAUAAUGAACAUGAUGAUGAAGAUGAAUUGAAUGAAGAAAAAACUAUAGAACAAAAUGAGAACACGGAAAAACAAUAUCCAGGAAUCAAUCAAUAUGAGAAAAAUGAAAAUAAAAAACAGAUAAAACAAAAAGAAUCUGAACAUACUCAUAGAGAAUAUAACGGUAAAAAAGGGUCUCAAGAAAAUGAACAAGUUGAUGAUUCUGAUAAUGAACAUUUGAAUGAAAUAGACGAACAAGAAAUUCAUGACGAAGUACUCUCUGAAGUCUUAAGUUCUUUAUACAAUCCAUAUCUUAGGUUUAGAUUAUCUAAUGAAUCAAGAAAAAUCCCAAUAGAUAAAAAAAAUUUUUUAGAAGAUUAUGAUAUUGAGAAAUAUAUGAAUAUUUUAAAAAAUAAAGAUAUUCCUAGUAAAAAAGUUCCUAAUAAGAAUUCUAAGAGAAAAAAGAAAAUAAUAGCUUUUUUUAAAUAUGUAUUAAAUAUUUUAAGAUUUAUCUUAAUUCCUGACAGAAGAGAUUUUUUGUUUUUUGAUUUAAAAGAAAAUAAUAAUGAAAACCAAAAUGGAAUUAUUAGUUUGAAAAAUAGCAGAAAUUAUCCAAUAAUGAAACAAAAAAAAAUAAAAAAUAUUAAAAUAAAAAAUAAAAAGGACAUUGAAAAUGAAGAAGAUUUAAAACAAAUUAAAAACACAAUGUUUGCAAAAAUAGGUCAAAAUGGAUCAAAUGGAUUUUUAAAUUUUUUUGAUUUUAGAGAAAAUUCAUUAAAAAAAAAUCUUCAAGAUUUAUUUAAAAUAAUGGAUGAAUUGAAAAUAUUUAAUAUAUUUGAAACAGUAAUUUUUGUUCAAAAAUUCAAGGAAAAUAUUUGUGCCUCUUAUUGUAUGGAUAUAACAGACGCUGUAGAAGUAUCUAAUUUUGAUUUGUUUUUAUAUAAGAAGAUGAAUUUCACUUAUACAGAUGAAAGUAUGACUAUAAAAACAAAUAAUUCCAAUGAAAUUAAUUUGGCACAAUUUGCAAAAAUACUUGCUUUAUUAAAUAUAAAUGGAGAAACUAUAGCUUUAAAUUGCCCAUGCAAACAUUAUUCUGACAGAAUUAUUUCUUACUGUAAACAAUAUAAAAGAAUUUUAAAAGCUUACUUCACAAAAAUAGAAAAACUUAAUUAUAUAAAAGAAUUUUCUCCUUCUUUUGCAUUAAAGCGAUUGAAAGUUUUUCAAGACAAAUUAACUAAAAUAAAAAACAAUGAAAAUAAACAAACAGUUAAUCCUAUAUAUUAUGGAGAAGAAGGUUAUCGCAACUCAGCUAAUUAUCACAAUAAUCAAUAUUUCCCACCUAUUGAUAAAUUAGAAAAUAAAGGAUACGCUACUGAUGAUUUUAGAUUCCCCGACAUAGAUGUCAUUAACUUUUACUACAAUGGUACCUUAAUAAAUAUAAAUGAAAUGGCUGAUGUUACAAAAAUUAUUAAUGAUGAAAUAAAAUCUAAAAUUUUCUAUAUUAAUUCAUAUAGAAUAGGAGACCAAUUCUUUACUACAUAUAGUAAUUUAGGAAAAGAUGAUCAUGAUAUGCAAAUGUUAGGAAUACCUACUCCUCAUAAAUUAAGUGGUUUAAAUAAUUUAUACAAAAAAUUAAGAGGUUUUAAUUAUGAUAACUUAAAAUCAAUGUAUACUUAUAAUAAAGACAGGAAAAAUGAUAUUCUAUCCUUUCAUGAGACACAAGAUGAUAAUGAAUGGAUACCUCUAGAAAAACCACCAAAUCAUGAAGACUUUUAUAAUAAGAAAAGACUAUACACAGAUAUGUUUGAUAUUAAGGAACCUAAAGUAGACGAAAAUAAAUUGAGAGAAUAUAUUAACGAUAAAUAUGUUUUAAAUAUGGAAGAAGAUGAAAUAAAAAUAUCAAAUAAUAAUAUAGAUGAGGAAAUAAAUAAUAAAAAUGAGGAUACUAUUAAUUUGAAAAAUGCACCUACAUUGAAAAAUAACGUUUCAGAUGAAAAUAAUACUUCAAAAAGAGUAAUAAAUUCAAAGUACUUAAUUUUUUUUUUUAAAAAUAUGCACGUAUGGAAAGUAUAUACCUACUGCUUAAAUAUAGACUAUAUUAAUAGGUUAUUAAAAAACAUGAAUUAUGAUGAAGAUAUUAUAUUUGAAGAAAAUUAUAGUAAUAACAAGAUUACUUAUUAUUUUACUAGUGAUACAAAUGUUAAACAUGAAAUGGAUAUGGAGUAUUUUGUAUUUUUAUUAGAAAAAGUGUCGUUACUUAUGUAUAUAGAAGAUUUAUGUGACAUUUAUAAAUACGAAGAAAAUAACAUAAAUAAAAGAAUGGAUGAAUUUUUAGAAAAUAAAACAAGUACUCAUAUAUUCUUAGAAAAAAGAAUUGCAUCUACUGGAGAAAUUUAUGAGAAAAAAAAAAUAUAUGCAAAUGAGUUAUCAGGUAUUUCAAGCUCUAAUUUGUUUGAUACUAAAAAUGACAUAACUCUAAAUAACUUACCAUAUAAUAAUUUUAUAUUAGAUGAAAAUGAUCUUUAUAAAAUUUAUUUGAUAUAUAUGGAAGAAGUAUUACAAGAAAAAUUAAUUAAUGAAACUUGGGCUAUACCUUACGGAUUCAUGAUUUACAAUAGAAAACGAAAAGAUAGUGAAACCCAUUUGAAAAUUAUACAAAAUGGUUAUAUAACCAAAUACAGUAGAAUUCCAUUGGAAAGAUAUGUGUAUUAUGAAUAUAAAAGAGUUUCUAGUGCUUUGGAAGGUCAUCAUGGUCAACUUAACAAUAAUGUAUCUGAAUAUACUGAAAAUCUAAAAGUAUAUAAAUUAAUCAUAUAUAGUGAUAAUCCUUCAAUGGCAAAUAUUAUUAUUAAUACAACAGUUAACGUUUUUAACAUUGCCUUUUUAAAAUGUAUAAUGGAAGUUUUAUUAGAUAUUAGAGGACAACAACAAUUUUUUUCAUAUAAGGGGAAAUAUUUACCAAUUAAUACAUUUAUUGUACUAGAUGAUGAAAUAAAUUAUCUUUUCUUUAAUUAUAUACCAAAUGAAAAUCAUAUUCAUGGUCAAAUGCCCUCCUUAUAUUAA
This is a messenger RNA of Plasmodium gallinaceum, 3843 nucleotides long. RefSeq names its product conserved Plasmodium protein, unknown function. The record is from RefSeq and is a predicted model, not a curated record. The coding region runs from base 1 to 3843 and encodes 1280 amino acids. Lineage: Eukaryota; Apicomplexa; Aconoidasida; Haemosporida; Plasmodiidae. The transcript has a single exon.